UGGUUGAGAUGGAUGAAUUCGUUGAAAAACAUGGACCAAACUGAGACUUCUAUUGUUUCUGUGGAUUAAAUUAGUUUUUUUUUAGAAAAUAUUAAAUCUGAUAUGCCAUGUGGGACUUAAUGAGGGUAAUGAAUUUCCAAUUUAUAUGUAUCAGUAGAGUAAUAUAUUUCUAUGUUGUUUCAAAAGGCUAAGAUGGUUUAUACAUGUACAAAGAAGAUUUGAGGAAGGCGUUGGUGAGGAUCGCAUUGAGUUCUGUGAAGAGGGGGUAGAGGAAGGCUAAAUAAAACACUCAAUGAAGUUGCUGAACAAGACCUUUUAAUUAACAAUAUAUCCAACAGUUUGGUUAUUGAUAGAAUAUAAUGGUAUUGUUAUCUAGGUAGUGAACUUCACCUAAUAGAAUAAGGCUUCUUGUUGUCCUUGUUGCAACCUUGCAUAUGAGUAAAUCUUAGACCAUGUCUUUUACAAGUAUUCCAUCAGGUUUCCACUUAUUAUGAAGGAAUGGAGGCAAGCACAUUUUUCUAGCUUCAUAAUGAAAAUUAGACAUGCUUUAUUAUCAUGUGGGAUUUUGCAUGAUAUUUUCUUCUCUAGUAUUUUUCUGCUUGUUGCUGUAACUGAAUUGGGAUUAUCUUACAAUUACAAUUGGUUGAUCAGAUAUUGUUAAAAAUGUUAUAUGCAGUUGCUAUUUGUUGGGUAAUUGAAUCCUUAGGUUUCAUUGCCCAUUACUCAUGAAGUUACCUACAAAUUUUCUUUUACUUUUAUUUAAGAAGAAAACUCAUAUAAUCACUUUUUCAUCUGAUCUGAUGAGUAGAUAUGUCAAUAACUUCACCCUUUCCUGGCUUAGGUCAAGCAAUUUGUAGUUGUGAGAAAAGUUUUCCUCACUGCUUCAUAUCCCUUUCUCUUGGAUGCUAUACACUUUUGAGUUUCCUGGACUGGCUCCGGUGUAAAGAUCAUCUUAAAGAGGCCCUUUGGUCAUGCUACCCUGAAGAAGGAUCCCUGUCCCCAGAAGGGAAAGAAGUUAUCUUUAGUUGCAUUGACCUCAAGAUAACUUUUUGGUCCUUGAGUCUCUAGGACCAAGUUUCAUAUUGUUGUUCCAUAUAGGAAGAAAUGGGAAAAAUAGCUCUUGCAGUAAUUGUGAGCUUGUGGGUUAUUCCUAUCACCAUACUCGUCAAUCACAUUGUUCCUGAGCCAUAUAUGGAUGAGAUAUUUCAUAUACCACAGGUUCAGAAAUACUGCAAGGGAUUUGGAAGUUGGGAUCCUAUGAUUACUACACCUCCUGGCCUGUACUGUCUUUCACUUGCCCAUGUUGCUUCUUUGUUUCCAGGCUUUUACACAGUGCAAGCUGCUUCAACAUUUGCUGAUUUGUGCUCCACUUCAAUUCUUCGAUCAUUCAAUAGUGUCUUAGCAGUUGCAUGCAGCAUAAUUAUUUAUGACAUAAAUACUCACUUGAAGCCAACACUUGAUGAUAAACAGGCGGUGCUUCAAGCAGUGGUUCUAUCCUUGUAUCCCCUCCACUGGUUCUUCACUUUUCUCUAUUAUACAGAUGUUGCAUCUGUAUCGGCAGUGCUGGCUAUGUAUCUUGCAUGCUUGAAAAAGAAUUACUGGCUUAGCGCAUUGAUUGGAGCCUUCUCAGUGGUUAUUCCAACAAAUAUUAUAUGGGUACUUUUUGUCGCAUGUACUCAGAUCAUAGACAUUGCUAUGACACACGGAAAGAAAAAUGCAAUAACAGCAGAGUCGGAUCUGUCUAUAACUAAACCCGGGUUGGCAUGUGAUAGCAGCACUAGUACAGUGGGUUUAAAUCUGAGAAAGCGAAAGGGCGUUAAAGCAACAGACACUGUCAAGAGUUAUAUGCCCAACGCACCUGCAUCUUCUCCUGCCCCUUCAGGCCUGCUUGAGGAUAUUUGGGCAAUCCUUUUAACGUUAUGGCAUGAAGUGGGACUUUUGAUCUCAUUCAGCCCCUUUGUGAUGGUAUUGGUUGCCUUUGUUUUGUUUGUCCUUUGGAAUGGGAGUAUUGUUCUUGGUAGCAAAGAAGCUCAUGCAGUUACCCCGCAUUUUGCUCAGAUACUUUAUUUCAGUUUGGUUUCUGUAAUGGCUCUGGCUCCUAUGAAUUUCACUGUCACCCAUGCUACAGACCAGUUCCAGCACUUUAGGAAAAAUAUGACCUUUGGUUUCUUUCUGGGGUUCAUGGCUCUGACCGCGGGCUUUGUCUCUGUACACUUUUUCAGUGUUGCUCAUCCAUACCUUCUCGCUGACAACCGGCACUACCCUUUCUAUAUCUGGAGGAAGAUCAUCAUGGCUCACUGGUCAAUCAAAUACCUUAUGGUUCCACUUUAUAUAUGGUCAUGGCUUUCCAUUAUCCGUACCUUGGGGAAAUUUCAAAAUAAAAUCUGGGUUUUGGCAUACUUUCUGGCUACUGCUGCUGUUCUCGUUCCAGCGCCUCUUAUAGAGUUUAGAUACUACACCAUACCAUUCUUCUUCUUGGUGCUUCACAGUAAUGGUGAUAAAAGUGGACGUUGGUAUCUCACAGGGAUGUUAUACAUUUGUGUAAAUGUUUUCACAAUGAUGAUGUUUUUGUUUAGGCCAUUCAGUUGGGAUCAUGCUGGAAUCCAAAGGUUUAUAUGGUAAGUUAAUUCACAGGAAAAAGAAGAGAGUUUUCAUGCGCUUAAGGGAUUUUAUUUGAUUGGAAAACAAUUCAGUUUGUUUUGUUGUCCUUUCUUUUCUCUUCAAGUUCUCUUGUAAUCAUGUAAAUCUUAAUUAAGCAGGAAUGACGUACCUGAG
Prosopis cineraria is the source of this 2775-nucleotide messenger RNA. Its product is annotated as dol-P-Glc:Glc(2)Man(9)GlcNAc(2)-PP-Dol alpha-1,2-glucosyltransferase-like. NCBI's taxonomy places the organism in Eukaryota, Viridiplantae, Streptophyta, Magnoliopsida, Fabales, Fabaceae. The record is from RefSeq and is a predicted model, not a curated record. Gene Ontology annotation, biological process: protein N-linked glycosylation; dolichol-linked oligosaccharide biosynthetic process. Gene Ontology annotation, molecular function: dolichyl pyrophosphate Glc2Man9GlcNAc2 alpha-1,2-glucosyltransferase activity. Gene Ontology annotation, cellular component: endoplasmic reticulum.